Molecule: messenger RNA, 9137 nt
Organism: Hyla sarda
Lineage: Eukaryota; Metazoa; Chordata; Amphibia; Anura; Hylidae
Gene: GCC2
Product: GRIP and coiled-coil domain containing 2
Exons: 23
Coding region: 64-5274 (1736 amino acids)
Biological process (GO): late endosome to Golgi transport
Cellular component (GO): Golgi apparatus
Source: RefSeq, a predicted model, not a curated record
GACGUCAUCAAAGGUCCUUCACUCAAACAGGAACCAGCACCUACAGUUGCAAUAAUUGCGGAAAUGGAGGACACCGGACAGGAUGCAUCACCAGCCUCCAAUGCAGCAGGGAAGUCAAAGCUGGACUCCCUGCCUAAAGAAGAUCUCAUCAAAUUUGCAAAGAAGCAGAUGAUGAUUAUUCAGAAAGUAAAAUCGAGAUGUGCAGAUUUAGAAAAAGAAGUGGAAGAAUUGAAAUCUAAACCAGUUACAGGAGGGGCAGAUGAUGUUGUACAGGCACUUACUGACAGACUGGAUGCUGUUCUCCUGGAAAAAGCAGAAAAUCAUCAACAGUUGGUUUAUAUGAAGAAAGAAUUUACUAAAGCAAAAGAAGAAUCUGAGGCUGCUUUCAAGAGAGCUAGUGAACUUCAACAUCAGCUGGAACAGUCAAACAAUAACCUGUUAGAAGAAAUAGCGGUAUUAAAGAAUGACCUAUCACAGUCCCAAAUCAAUCACAAAGAGGAUAUUGAUACUUUAAAGAAGGAACUACAAGAUGCCCUUAACAAACAAAAAGAGUUAACUGAGAGACUGAGCCAACAAGAAGAGCAAGAUGCUCACAUAAAAAAGCUAGAGCAAGGGCUUCAAAGUAUGUGUCAAGACUAUGAAGAAAGGAUAUCUAAGUUGCAUAAAGAUGUACACCUUGUUACAGAAGAGAAGAAUGAGGGAAUCGCCAAACUCAAAGAUGCCCAGGCAGCUUCAGAACAGUACUCCUGUGAGAUCCAAGAUCUCCAUGCAAAAAUUUUGGAGUUACAAGCUCGGCACAAAGAGGAAGUAUCAAACCUAAUGCACGAGCUUCAAAUCUCCACCAAGGAAUCUGAGAAGGAUAAAAGUGCAUUGCAAGACAUCAUUAAUCAAUCUCUAGAAAAAGAGAAAAUAUUGCAGGAGGAUAAUAAAUCAAACCUGAAGAAUAGUGAUGUAUCUUAUGAGCAAAAUGUCACAUCUCAAAGUGAAAAUGAUGUCCCACAUUUAAAAUUUGUUGUCAAAGAAUUGGAGUCUCAACAAAGUCUCUUAAAAGAUGAACUCACCUACAUAAGCAAUGUGAAGAUUAAUCUGGAGAGGCAAGUGCAGCACUUGAAAACUGAAUAUUUCCAUGAACGAGAAGAAUUAGAAUUUAAGAUCAAUGAACUUCAACUUGCUAUAGAAGAGUAUAAUAGUCUAAUAGAAAAAUUAAAGGCAGAGCUUGAGUCUACUAAAACAGAUAAUAAACAGCUGGCCCAGCAAAAAGCCAUUGAUAUCCAGAGCAUGAGAGAUCAGCACAGGAAAGAAAUGUAUGAACUUAAACAAACAAUAACAUCGCGUUUUGAAGAUGAAAGAGUAUCUAUUGCCCAAGAAACGCAGAUUUUAAAAGAACAGUGUGAUAAACUCCAUCAAGAAAAAGAUGAUGCUGUGAGUAGCUAUGAGAACUUGCGGGAAACGUUUGUCAGUCUCCAGGCAGAACUUGAGGAUUCUGCUGGGAAGAUCAGCCGAGAGUUUGAAACUAUGAAGCACCAGCAGGCCACAGAUGUUCAUGAACUUCAGCAGAAAUUGAGAGCUGCGUACAAGGAUAAAAAUGAACUCCUUGAAACCGUGAAUCAGCUACAGAGUAAAUGUGAACAGUGGUCAUCAAAAGAAAAAGAAUAUGAAGAACUUCAACAUAAGAUCGCUAAAUUGCAACAGAAUAAUGAAGACUAUGUAACCUCUUUGCAUCAGAAGGAGGAGUUUAUAAAAGAACUCCAGCUUAAAGUUGAUGAAAAUUCUAAACACAAUGCGGAUCUAGCUGUUCUCAAUGAAGAGGUCCAGAAACUGCAAGAAAUGUACAAGAGGGAACAAGUCAAUGUGGAGGCAUUGCGUCAAGAGGCUGAGAGCCAGGCUAUGCUUAAUGCACAACUACAGAAAACAGUGGAGGACCUGACACAGAAACUUCAGGAAUCUACCUUAUCAUCCCAUCAAACUGACAGUGAAGAUCUCCGCCUCAAGGUUACUUGGUGGCAACAAAAAAAUGAAGAGGUCACAGCUACUUUGUGUGAAAAAGAAGAACUGGUAAAAGAUCUUCAACUGAAAAUAGAGGAGACAACUAAACAAAACACUGCGAUAUCUUGUAGCAUGCAGCAAGCAAAUAAAGAACUUCAGGAAAUGCUCCAGAAUGAGCAGACAAAGACUCUGAACUUCCAGCAGGAAGCAGAGAUCCGUGUCAAGCUCAUUGCACAGUUGGAGCAAACCGUUGAAGAGUUGACUCGGAAAUUGAGCAGUACUGAGCAGAGUUUGGAGGAGAUGAAAAAUCUCCAGCAGCAACUAAACACCUUGCUUCUCGAAAAAGAGAAGAUCGAGGAAGACUCCAAAAAGUGGCAAAAUGAAGUGUUGCAACUUAGUGAAGACAAGGCAGUCCUUUCUAAAGACUUUGAUAGCCUUACUUCUGAACACAGUCAAUGUCUCGCUUCUAGUGAGGAGUUAGGUGACUUGAGAAAGAAAAUACAACUGAUAACAGAGGAGAAGGAUGAAAUAACUAGGCUUCUUAUGAGUAAAGAGCAGAAUAUAGAAUCAUUUCAGCAGCAGCUUUAUAUUCUUCAGGACAUACUGACCAUUGACAGCGGAGAUCAAGAUUUUAUUCCAAUGCUUGAAAAUAUUAACAAAGCAGUUCUCCAGCUAAAAGAAGAAAAGGAAAAUAUUCUGUCACAGAAAGAGGAGACAUCUGUUCAGCUUGAGAGGCUCCAUGAAGACUAUGAAAUACAGUGCUCAGAGCUAAGAGCUCUAAUAAGUGACUACUCUAAAGAAAAGGUACUAUUGAAGGAAGAGCAGGAGGAAACGCUUAGAGACAAAGAAGCACUCCAAAGAGAUCUCCUAGAGAUGAAACAUGCGCUUGAAAAAUCCAAACUGGAAAAUCAAGAUUUACUUUCUAAUGUAGAAAGUUUAACUUCAGAGCUGAAUGCUGUACAGAAGGAAGCACAAGAUGAUAUAAAGGUAGAAAACAAAGAGGGUACUCUGACGCAAGAAGUGACUAGUGAUGAGGAUUUGGUUUCAAAAGCAUUGGAUAAUCAACAGAAAUCUCUUAUAGCAGAGCUUCAAAAUAAAAUGGAGAAUCUACAGCGAGAAUCUAAGGAUAAAGAAGAGAAGAGUAAUAAGAUUAAAGCAGUUGCUAUUAAAGCAAAGAAGGAGCUAGACGCCUAUAAAAAGGAGGUCCUGUCAAUAAAAGAAGAACUAGAGCGAGUAAGAGCAGAAAAGCAGCAACUGACCGCUUCCAUGAAGGAUGUUGUUCAAGGUGCAGAAAGUUAUCGGAAUCUGCUGGGAGAGUAUGACAAACAAGUAGAGUUGCUGGAAUUGGAGAAGGAGAAAGUCAGAUUAGCAGAGCACCAGUUGGAAGACCUUUCACGUCAACUGAGAACUGCCACACUAGAGCAAGAAAAAAUAAGCUCUCUCCAUGAAGACCUAGUCAUCCGUAUGGAAACUUUGCAGUCCAACAACAAGUUACUUGAGGCACAAAUACUGGAAACCCAGAAAGCUAAAGCGGCACUGGAGAAAGAUUUGGAAGCUGAAAAGUUAAUAAAAGAACAGAAAGUAAAGGAGCAAAACUGUACCCAAAAGCAGGUUGAAGAUCUUCAAGCACAGCUACAGAAAGAGAGAAAACAACUUCAGAAAGUCACACAAGACUUUGAACUUGUCAGAAAGGAUGCUCAGAAGAGCACACUGAUGGACAUGGAAAUAGCCGACUAUGAACGCUUGGUCAAGGAGCUCAACCAGAAGAUUACCAACAAGAGCAGCCAGCUGGAGGACUUGGAGCAGGAGGUCCGUGUGCAGAAGCAGAAACAGGAAAUUCUACAAGAACAAAUAUCAACACUACAGUCAACUGUGGAACAACAUGAGGAGCGCAGCACAAAGAUGAAGCAAUUGUUGGUUAAAACUAAAAAAGAGCUGUCUGAUUCUAAGCAGGCUGAAUCGGAUCAUUUAAUACUCCAAGCCUCGCUGAAAGGAGAACUGGAAGCAAGUCAGCAACAUGUGGAAGCUUAUAAGAUUCAAGUAGCAGAGCUGACAUCGGAGAAGCACAAAGUACAAGAGCAACUAAGGGCAUUGACGGAGCAGCAUCAGCGAGCAGCAAAUACAUACCAACAAAAACUACUUGCUCUUCAAGAAGACUGCAAUGCUGCAAAGGCUGAACAAGCUGCAGUUACAGCUGAAUUUGAAAGCUACAAAGUCCGUGUCCAUAAUGUGCUAAAGCAACAGAAGAAUAAAUCUGCAUCCCAAACUGAACAGGAGGCCUUCCAAAAAGAAAGGGAGCACCUGCAGACGGUUAUGGAUCAAGUGAAAACCAAGCUCCAAGAAACACAGCACACUUUACAUAUGAACACAGCGGAGCUGCAGUCUCUGCAGUCAGAACAUGACAUGCUGCUGGAGAGACAUAAUAAGAUGCUGCAGGAGACUGUUACAAAGGAGGCAGAGCUGAGGGAAAAGCUUUGCACAAUACAGUCGGAGAACAUGGUACUCAAGACCGAGCAUGCUCAAGUGGUCAGUCAGUUAAGUGCCCAAAAUGAGGCACAGCGGAACAGCUUCAGGGACCAAGUGAGACAUUUGCAGGAUGAUCACAGGAAGACUAUGGAGACUUUACAGGAUCAGCUGUCUAAAGUGGAAGCACAGCUUUUCCAAGUUAAAAGCGAAGUUUCUAUUACAAGUUCUCAGCAGCCCCUGAAAAGCUCACGGGAAAGGAGACCGGCUGAUCUUCAUAUCCUGGAUUUAUACUCCAUUGCCAGGGAGGAAGGAGAAGGAAUGGAAACCACCGAUAAUGAUUCUGUGUCCUCAGCCAGCACACAUGUAGCUACCUUAGAACAUCUCCUCAGCUCUCCCGAAAUAAAAACUGACAUUCCUCAGUGGCAGCCAGAACUUUCUAAGGAAGAAUUAGCAGAUAAGCUCAACACAACAUCGAAGAGUGUUGAACAUCUGAGUGGUCUUCUUCAUGAGACUGAGGCAACCAACGCCAUGCUCAUGGAGCAAAUAACUCUCCUCAAGAAUGAAGUGCGCCGUCUAGAAAGGAAUCAAGAAAGGGAGAAGUCUGUUGCAAAUUUGGAAUAUCUCAAAAAUGUCCUGCUGCAAUUCAUUUUCCUCAAGGCAGGCAGUGAAAGGCAGCGUCUUCUUCCAGUCAUCGAUACCAUGCUGCAACUGAGUCCUGAGGAGAAAGGAAAACUGUUUGCUAUUGCUCAAGGGGAAGAGGAGAACGCUGCUCGGCCCCCUGGGUGGGCUUCUUAUCUCCACAGCUGGUCAGGGCUUCGGUAGUUGAUGAAAAUUGAAUGAUCUUCGUCAGACUUUUAUAAAGAUUUGCACUGUUUAAGCAUCUUUUUCUCUAAGUUGUCUUGCAUAAUUGUCUUUAUUGUGAAACUGAAAACCUAAAUGUCUAUUCAAACUGAAGAAACAAAUCGGAGUGCCUAUUUACCUUUUCUGUGAAAGUAUUGUAGGGGAAGUCAAUCUGCACAGCACACUUUCUUACAAUUGACAAAUGUUUACUAUAUACUCUUAAUUUAUAUUGUGUUUUAAUGUUUUCUCCAGGAUAAUAUUUCCAUUCCAUUGCCAUGGUGCAAAAAAAAAAGUAUCCAAAAGAAAUUUCAUUGCAGAUCUUUUCUAAAGCAAGUAGUAGGAAUGAAUUUGUUAUAUGUUCUAUGGCAUUAUAUGUUACUUUGCACAUUUAAAUGUAAACCAAAGAAUGUAUAUGAAUCCCAGCUGAGCACAUGAGUACCUUCUAGAAGUGAUAUAUGGAGAAGAGAGGGUCCUAAACACAGCAUUGUGUCAAAUGACAGCAGUGUAGAUCACCUUGAUAAUCUUUUGUAGUUUUGUUUAGAAAAUGAAGGCAAAUCUCAAGGAGUACAAUGAUUUAUCUUUUACACAUUAUUUUGUGUGUGUCACUCCAGCUUUUGUGUUGUAAGCUUUAAUGAUGCUGAUUUUCUAAUCUGAAUGUAUGUUUAAUGUUGGUACAAAAUGAUCUAUUAACAGGCUACAUAGACAUCUUUUACUGAUCACCUUUCUGUUUAUUUAAAGGAGUACUCCACUGGCCAGCGUUCAGAAGUAAAUGUUCCGAACGCUGUUUUCGUGCUGCGGGGGUUGGCCACGCCCCUCUUGACGUCACGGCUAUGCCCCCACAAUGCAAGUCUAUGGGGUGGGGCUGUCACGCCCCCUCCCAUAGACUUUCAUUGUGGGGAGUGGUCAACUCCAGCAGCGCGAAAACAGCAUUCGGAACAUUUACUUCCAAACGCUGGCCCGUGGAGUACCCCUUUAAGUGAUUCUUAAAAAAGCCACAGCAAAGCACCUUGGUUCAUUAACAAUAAUGGGAAGUGUACAUGGAAUCAAUGUCUACGUCUAUCUCUUACGGAGGAGCCUCAGGAAGUUAGCUUCAGCAGCUCUAAAAUAAGUUAAGCAGCAGUCAGAAUGGUUUGUUUGAAUGGCAAAUAUGCAAAUGAUUGCAAUUAUUAGAAAAGUGGAUUCUUCCAGAGCUCAGUGUCAGUGGGGCGUCUCUAGAUCUUGUGAGACUUGCACUGUCAUACCAGAUCAUGUCCUAUGACUGCUGGAGCUGCUCUGACAUUGUUUCUGUGACUGGAUAGUGACAGCAUUACAGCAUGCCCAAUUAUCAUGUUAGUGUUGUCACAUUAGUAAGUAAGUAGUAGCGGUCAAAGAAAUGGGUCUGUUUGUGGGAGGAACAGAGGCAUGUAGAAGAAAUAAUGCAUUGCAAUCAGGACAUUGAGGAAUGAACAUGUGUACGGUGCAGGUUUGACUGUUUUUGGGACAUGGCAGGUCCAUCCUUGUUAUUAACUCAAUAAUUUGCACUGGAAAUGUGAGUCCUCUCCAAACACAAGGCAGAUACCUUCCAAUACUACAGUGUGUUGUCUCCAUCUCAGUUACAAACAAUAUACUGCAAUAAUGGAUUUCAACUGCCUGACCCUAAUGUUUUGGGAGAGAAAAGCUGCUAACCCCUCCCUUCUCCAUUUUACAUAAUUUAUAGCUCAUCUCUGCUACUAUCACGGUUCUUGAUUUCUUGCUAUCGGGGAAAGUAUAUUCUCUUCUUAUAUUAAGGAAAUACUGUUUAUGAAACUCUAUAAAACUUCCAAUUAAACUAGAGUCUCUUUAGGUAUUAUACAGCUACUUGCAUAUUUACAUUUUGCUUCAUGCAUAGAGUUGGAUGUUGCAUACCUCCUUUGUCUGUAAAUGUUAACUCUAGUGUAUAUAUCUGCUGAAAAGGUGCCAUUCAAGUGUAGGAGAAAGCAGACCGUCGUUGUAGUCCUUCCACCAGAAAACUCCGCUAUAAAACUCCUGUUUAUCUUUUGAAGCUUGAUGCAAAGUUGCAGUAUUUUAUUAUACAUUUAUUUGUUCUCAGAAUUGGGCCUGUUUGAGUCUGGGAUUGUUUUUUUUUCCUUUAAUCAUAAUUAUUAUUAUUUUUUUAUUAAACAUAUUUUCUAUUAACAUCACAGCCAAUGUAGCAGUAGAAGUAUGGUUUACAUUUUUACAUAAGGCCACCUCUUUCCCAACAAUGUACAGAUGAUUUUGUAAAGUUUUACUCCCGUUUGAUGGAAAAACAUUUAGAAAUAUAACGUAUUCAGCCAUUUUCUAUGACGAUGGGGGGAAAAAUGAGUGGCUGCUUCACUGGUCACUGCAGUUUUACAAGAAUACAUACAUUUAACUAAAGUUAGUGACUUGUUUUUAUUGAAAUACAUUUUAAUCAGAAUUCAAUCCAGUCCGUGUAUAUUAAACUACUUAAUUUGAUAAUCGGUCUGAUUAUUAUGAAUCUCUUAAAGGGAACCUCUCAUGGGGCAGUCCCACUGGACAUGAUUGAUAGAUUUCUCUCUGAGUGUACAGAUUGAUCUACCAGUCAAGUGGGGAGAAGCCGCUGGGGACUGCCCAAUUUAUUAUGGUUCGGGCAGCAUGAAAUUAAUGACAGGUUCCCUUUAAAUAAAGCUAAAAUUAAACUUGUUGCUGUUAGAAAGACUUGGGGAAUGUUCACAUGGGCAUUUAAACACGCUGUUUUGAAUGCAGAUUUUCGUGUUAAAACAGUGUGAUGUCACUGCCCUAAACUGACAAGUUGCUUCUUUUCAGCUCUGUUUAGCUCUUCGGGUCACAUGUGCCGUAUUUUGCUGCAUAUUUGCUGCUGUGUAUUUUCUUACCCAUUGAAGUCAAUGGGUAGAAAAAUCAGCGGCAUAUUUUGCUGCCCAUUGACUUAAAUGGGUAGGGAAAAUAUGCAUAAUUAAAAUGUCAACUGUGACUCUACCCUAAAGCUCCCAAAGAGAGCCUUAGUACGUCACGUGUACAGGCUAUAAGCCUGUGUGAACUUACCCUUAUGCUUGACUGAUGAUACCUUGUUGCUUUACUUUUUACAAAAAAUUUAUUGUACAGGCAUGCUAAUAUUACUCUUUACUAGGUAUAGCAUCUCUUACAUACACUGGCAUCCAGAAUGUUUAAGUCAAGUUGGCAGAAUGGAAAAAUUGUAUGCAUGCGUGGAGAAAAAAUAUUUCAGUAAUGAUUUAUUUUUUUUAAAGGGGUACAUUUAAUUCCGAACACUUGGUGCGGGCGAUCGUGAUGUCACGGCCCCGCCCCCUCGUGACGUCACACCACACCCCCUCAAUGCAAGUUGUGGUGUGAUGUCACGAGGGCCGCGGCCAUGACGUCACGACUUUCUAAAUGAACGCUGGGUGCUGCACAGAGAUUGCGGGGUCCCAGCGGCGGGAUCCCUGUGAUCAGACAUCUUAUCCCCUAUUAUUUUAGAUAAGGAAUAAGAUCUCUAGUAGCGGAGUACUCUUUAAUCCUAUUUGGAACAUGACAGCAAUUGAAUUUCAUUUGCUAUGUAUGCCUGGCUAGAGUGAUUAUCUUAAAACUGCGGACGGUCAGGUUGUUGGUUAGAUGGACUUGUGUGUUGUUUUUGCUCCACAAUAAAUUGUUUACUCUCUAUCCGAUUAUGUGGCGUUCCAUAUGUUUAUCAGUCCUGUAAAAGAAUUUAAAAAACAAAAUAUAGCAUAUAGCAAACCUUGUACUUGUGGGAGCAUACCUCAGCUGUAGCCAUAGAAUGUGCACAUUUAUGAAAUUCCUGUGUAAACUGUGAAUAAAUCCUGCAGUUCCUGCACACUGUAAUAUCUCUUCAAAUAAAGAUAUUUUGAUUUGUG